AUGACCACCAGCAGCGCAGCCUCCACGUCCAACCCGGUACAGCGCGUGCACAGCGCGCUUUUUCCAACGGCCGCCCCGACAACGCUGCACGCGCUGCCAAGCCUCGCGGCCGAGCUGGGCGUGAAAGCCUUGUACGUCAAGGACGAGUCGGCUCGUUACGGCCUGCCGGCGUUCAAGAUCCUCGGGGCGAGCUAUGCGCUCGCGAGCGUGCUCGGGCGUCGGUGGGGCGUGGAGCCGUGGGACGUCGCUGCGCUGCGGGAGCGUGCGGCGAAAGACCAGGUCACGGUGUUCGCCGCGACGGAUGGUAACCAUGGCCGCGCGACCGCGCACACUGCCCGCCUGCUGGGCCUCCCGGCACACAUCUACGUCCCGCGCACGGUGGAGCCGUGGUCCGUCAAGGCGAUCGAGAGCGAGGGAUGCCCCGUGACGCAGGUCGACGCGGACUACGACGGCGCGGUGCGCGCUGCCGCCGACGCCGCUGAGGCCGCGCACGGGCUGUUGAUCCAGGACAUGUCAUGGGAGGACUAUGUCGAUAUCCCAGAGCUCAUUACACAAGGAUACAUGACCAUCCUGUCCGAGGCGGACGCGCAGCUGCCACCGGGGGUACAGGCUACGGCCGUCAUCGUGCCCGUCGGUGUGGGCUCGCUCGCGCACGCAGUGGUGCAGUGGUACCACGGCGGCGUGUCCGGCCCCGCCCUGAGCACCUCACCCAACGUGCGCAUCCUGUCCGCCGAACCCGAGGCCGCGCCGUGUCUUCACACGUCGCUGGCGAACGGCGCCCCGACGCCAGUGGAGACAAGCUUCACCAUCAUGCCGGGGCUCAACUGCGGCACGGUGAACCCCGAGGCAUGGCCCGACCUCCAGCGGGUCAUCCGCCCGGCGGACGCGCUGGUGGUGACCGACGACGAGGCGCGCGCCGAGGUCGCAGCGCUCGGCGGGCUCGGCGUGCCCGCCGGCCCGUGUGGUGCUGCGAGUCUGGCCGCGGCCCGCAAGGCGAGCCUUGGCAAGGAGGACGUGCUCGUGCUUAUCUGCACAGAGGGGGUCGCGGGGAGCGCAUAG
Molecule: messenger RNA, 1059 nt
Organism: Vanrija pseudolonga
Lineage: Eukaryota; Fungi; Basidiomycota; Tremellomycetes; Trichosporonales; Trichosporonaceae
Gene: ygeX
Product: Diaminopropionate ammonia-lyase
Exons: 3
Coding region: 1-1059 (352 amino acids)
Source: RefSeq, a predicted model, not a curated record